Cinclus cinclus is the source of this 1301-nucleotide messenger RNA. Its product is annotated as tonsoku-like protein. The transcript has 6 exons. The record is from RefSeq and is a predicted model, not a curated record. Bases 1 to 774 code for a protein of 257 amino acids. Gene Ontology annotation, molecular function: protein binding. Lineage: Eukaryota; Metazoa; Chordata; Aves; Passeriformes; Cinclidae.
AUGUUGUGGGAAAAUUCCGGAAAAAAGCAGCCGCUCCCUCACUGGGCCCUCACUGGGCCCUCGCUGGGCGUUCCCUCACUGGGCCCUCACUGGGCCCUCGCUGGGCGUUCCCUCACUGGGCCCUCUCUGUCUGCGCAGGCGCUGCAGGAGCUGGAGCUCAGCCUGAACCCCCUGCGGGACCGCGGGCCCCGAGCCCUGGCCCGGCUCCUGCCCCUCUGCCCGGCCCUGCGGCGCCUCGGGCUCCGCGGCUGCGGCCUCCGCCGGCCCUUCCCCGUCCCCGAGGGGACCCCCCUGCGCUCGCUGGCCCUGUCCUACAACGCCCUGGGCGCGGCCGGGCUGCGGCAGCUCCUCCGAGCCCUCCCGGCCCGCGGCCUCCGCAGCCUCGAGCUGGCCUCGGUCCUGGGGCGCCGAGGGGACGGCGGAGGGGACGGCGUCGGGACGGAGCUGGCCCGGUACCUGCAGCAGGCCGACUGCGCCCUGUGUCACCUGUCACUGGCUGGGAACCACCUGAGGGACCAGGACAUCGAGGAGCUGGCACGGUCCCUCCCCCACUGCCCCUCCCUGGUUUCCUUGGAGCUCUCGGGCAAUCCCGGCCUCGGAUCCGAAACAUUCCGGAAUAUUCUGGAAGCUCUGGAAAAACGGGAACGGGGCCUGGAGUUGCUGAACCUGACAGGAUGCGGCAUCCGGGACCUGGAUGGAGACGCCCUGAGCCGGAGCCGAGGGAAAAUUCGGGAUCUGCGGCUGCCGGGAAGGAAAUUCCUGAAGGGACCCUGAGGAACUGGUUUGGACUGGUCUGGACUGGUUUGGACUGGUCCAGACCGGUUUGGACUGGUCCAGACUGGUUUGGACUGGUCUGGACUGGUUUGGACCGGUCUGGACUGGUUUGGAGUGGGAGGUUCCCAGUUGGAUCCAAUAAAUCCCAGUUUGACGUGGAAAAUCCAGGAAUUGUGUCCCUCUCUCUGAGGUACUGGUUUGAACUGGUUUGGACUGGUCUGGACUGGUUUGGGCUGGUCUGGAUUGAUUUGGACUGGUCCGGACUGGUUUGGACUGGUCCGGACUGGUUUGGAGUGGGAGGUUCCCAGUUGGAUCCAAUAAAUCCCAGUUUGAUGUGGAAAAUCCGGGAUUUGUAUCUCUCUCUCUCUGAGGAACUGGUUUGAACUGGUUUGGAUUGAUUUGAACUGAUCUGGACUGGUCUGGACUGGUUUGGACUGGUCAGGACUGGUUUGGACCGGUCUGGACUGGUUUGGAGUGGGAGGUUCCCAGUCGGAUCCAAUAAAUCCCAGUUUGAUGUGGAAAAUCCA